AUGCAUUUCAAGAAGCUGGCCACGUCGGCUCUGGCCCUGACCACUGGCGUCUGGGCUCAAAGCCAGGCUGGUGUCGAGGAUCUUGAUGCCCCUGGUAACGACCUCUACGAAAAAGACCUGUCUGCAUGUCCAGGAUACAAAGCGACAAAGCAGUGGGAGACUCGGUCUGGUUUCUACGCAGAGCUAUCCCUUGCAGGACCAGCAUGCAAUGUGUUCGGAACGGAUCUGCCCGACCUAAAAUUGGAAGUAGAAUACCAGACCAGUGAUCGCCUCCACGUCAAAAUAUUGGACACCAACAACACUGUCUACCAAGUGCCCGACAGUGUCUUCCCGCGUCCCGGAUAUGGUCAAUGGUGCUCACCCAAGAACGCCAAGCUCAAGUUCGAUUUCAAGGCUGACCCCUUUUCCUUCACCGUAUCUCGCACUGAUACCGGAGAGGUGCUAUUCGAUACCACUGGCAACAAGCUAGUGUUCGAGAGUCAAUAUGUCUACCUCAAGACCCAUCUCCCACAGAACCCGCAUCUUUAUGGAUUGGGCGAGCACAGCGACGCGUUCAUGUUGAACGCGACUAAUUACACUCGAACGAUCUACACCCGCGAUGCCUACGGUACACCUCAGGGCGAGAACCUGUACGGUGCCCACCCAAUCUACUUCGAUCACCGAAAGGAGGGUACUCACGGAGUGUUCCUGCUCAACUCCAACGGUAUGGACAUCUUUAUCGACAACAAGGGUGGCCAGUACCUCGAGUACAACAUCAUCGGCGGUGUUCUGGACUUCUACUUCAUUGCCGGUCCCUCUCCUCGUGAUGUGGCUAUGCAAUACGCCGAAAUCACCCAGUUGCCAUUGAUGACUCCUUACUGGGGACUCGGAUAUCACCAAUGUAAAUAUGGUUACCAAGAUGUUUACGAGGUCGCCGCAGUCACUGCCAAUUAUUCCUCCAGCAAUAUUCCUCUGGAGACUAUCUGGACGGAUAUUGACUAUAUGGACCGCCGUCGCAUUUUCACCAUUGACCCGGAAAGAUUCCCUGCCAAUUUGUACAAGGACCUGGUGGACACCAUUCACGCAAGAGAUCAGCACUACAUCGUGAUGGUUGAUCCCGCCGUCUUCUACAAGGAAUCCAACCCCGCGCUUGAUGCCGGUCUCAAAUACGAUGCCUUUAUGAAGGAAAAGAACGGUUCCGAAUACCAGGGAGUCGUUUGGGCAGGACCCAGCUACUUCCCUGACUGGUUCCACCCCUCGGCGCAGGAGUACUGGACCGAGCAAUUUGUAGAGUUCUUCGACGGAACGAAUGGCCCAGACAUCGAUGCUUUGUGGAUCGACAUGAACGAGCCGGCCAACUUCUACAACCGCCCAUACCCAGGCAACAACACCACCCCGGAGAAGUUCGCCGAGGUGGAUGGUGAUCCCCCAAAGCCGCCACCGGUCCGCGAUGGCCCAGAUGCCCCCAUCCCCGGUUUCCCAGACAGCCUUCAGCCGAACUUUGCUUCCGGCAACAAGAACCAGAAGCGUGCCGAAUCUGUGGCCCAAAAGCGUCAACCCCAAUCUCACUCGCGUCGUAACCUCGGUGCUGGCCACUGGCGCUCCGCCAGGUCCCCCGACGCUUCAUCAAAGGCCGGCUGGCAGCACGGUGGGAAAACUGGAUCUGGAUGUGGACCUGACGAGUGCAAGGGUCUUCCCAAUCGCGUUUUCAUCCGACCUCCUUUCAUGAUCCAGAAUGGCGCUGGACCUACACUCGCAGACAGUACCGCCGAUACCGACCUCGUGCAGAGCGGCGGAUACGUUCAAUAUGAUACUCACAAUCUGUACGGUGCUAUGAUGUCCUCGCAUUCUCACAAUGCCAUGCGUGCCAGACGUCCGGAUGAUCGCGCCUUGGUCAUUACCAGAAGCACUUUCGCUGGCUCUGGAAAGGACGUGUCCCACUGGCUUGGAGAUAACAUUUCUGGGUGGCUCUGGUACCGUCUUUCCAUCAGUCAGAUUUUGCAAUUUGCAUCUCUGUACCAAGUCCCUGUCGUGGGUCCUGAUGUUUGCGGAUUUGGUGGUAAUGUCACGGAGACGCUCUGUGCCAGAUGGGCAUCUCUUGGUUCUUUCUACACCUUCUUCCGCAACCAUGCCGAAAUCUCUGCGGAUCCUCAGGAAUUUUACCGCUGGCCGACAGUCGCGGAGGCUGCGCGCAAAGGAAUCGCUAUCAGGUACCAGCUUCUCGACUAUAUCUACACAGCCAUCUAUAAGCAGAACCAGACCGGCACUCCAACCCUCAACCCUCUGUUCUUUAACUACCCAAGUGAUCCCAACACUUACCCCAUUGACCUUCAAUUCUUCUACGGUGACGGCAUUCUCGUCAGCCCUGUCACAGAGGAAAACAGCACAUCCCUGAGCUACUACCUCCCCGAUGACAUCUUCUACGAGUGGGGGACUGGCAAGCCCGUCCGCGGACACGGCGAGUACCUCUCUGCUGAGGUCGACUACACCGACAUCACAGUCCACUACAAGGGUGGCAUCGUCUACCCCCAGCGUAUCGAGAGCGCCAACACCACCACCGCCCUGCGCAAGAAGGGCUUCAACAUCGUGAUUGCCCCUGGUCUCGAUGGUCGUGCCGAGGGUUCGCUCUACCUCGAUGACGGCAAGUCUGUUGUGCAGGAUGCCGUGUCUGAGAUUGAUUUUAGCUACGCGCAUGGCAAGCUCAGCAUGACUGGCUCGUUUGAAUAUGAGGCUGGCGUUUCUAUUGAGGCGGUUACCGUUUUUGGUGUGGACAAGAAGCCAAAGAAUCUCGAUGAUGCCGAAUACGAUGCUGAGAAUAAGAAGCUUGUGGUUCAUGUUGAUGUGCCGCUCAGCGAACGGGCUUCUAUCAAGGUUGCAUGA
Molecule: messenger RNA, 2859 nt
Organism: Penicillium olsonii
Lineage: Eukaryota; Fungi; Ascomycota; Eurotiomycetes; Eurotiales; Aspergillaceae
Source: the annotation of a GenBank genome assembly